Messenger RNA from Trypanosoma brucei brucei TREU927, 1578 nucleotides. RefSeq names its product DNA polymerase eta, putative. The transcript has a single exon. Gene Ontology annotation, biological process: response to radiation; error-prone translesion synthesis. Lineage: Eukaryota; Euglenozoa; Kinetoplastea; Trypanosomatida; Trypanosomatidae. Gene Ontology annotation, cellular component: site of double-strand break; nucleus; replication fork. The record is from RefSeq and is a predicted model, not a curated record. Gene Ontology annotation, molecular function: damaged DNA binding; DNA-directed DNA polymerase activity. The coding region runs from base 1 to 1578 and encodes 525 amino acids.
AUGCGCUGCAUCGCCCACAUCGAUAUGGAUUGCUUUUAUGCUCAGGUGGAAGCUGUGCGGCUCGGCGUCGACUGCCGAACGGAACCUUAUGUUCUUUCUCAGUGGGGCAACCUUAUAGCAGUAAAUUAUCCUGCACGCAAGUUUGGAAUUGGUCGGUUUGACACUGUGACUGAUGCACUGGAGAAGUGCCCUCACGUAAAAAUUUCACACGUCGCCACGUAUGCCGCUGGAGAGGUGGAGUAUCGCUACCACGAAAAUCCCAGUAAGCAAACGCACAAGGUAGCCCUAGAGCCUUACAGAGAAGCUAGUCGGAAAAUAUUCCGCAUUUUAGAUAGUUUUGAUGGAGUGGAAGUUGAAAAGGGUAGCGUGGACGAGGCAUUCCUCGACGUAACGAAAGCUGCUCAUAUGAAGCAAGGUGAGAUGGGAUUGCUCUCAUCGCAGGGUGAGCUCCGCCUGGAGGACGUUGCAGAUCCAACUACAAUUGUGAUUCCAAGCCGUCAGGCCGAAAUCGCUGCGUGGCUCAAAGAACACGGAAGGGAGUUUAGUGAUGUGUUUGACGUAACGCUACAUCCCCAACCAACGGCGGAGAACAUGUCACUUCUCGCUGCAGCCUCUCGUGUUGUGUGGACCAUACGGCAGAAAAUCUAUGAUGAGCUUCGUUAUGAUUGCUCCGCAGGUAUUGCACACAACAAACUUCUUGCUAAGAGCAUCUCAGCGCGCCAUAAACCGAACCAGCAGACGCUCUUGUUUCCUGAUUGUGUUGCCUCUGUUAUGUGGGAUUUACCCUUCAAGAGCAUUCGUGGAUUUGGUGGGAAAUUCGGCGAGGUUGUUCGACUUGCAUGUGGUGGGAAGGAAACGUGUCGUGAGGCUUGGCUACAUUCCCUAUGCGCGAUGAGCAAGUUUUUUGAAAGUGUAGGAGAUGCAGAAUAUGCAUACCGUCGCUUACGUGGCUAUGAUGAGGGGAAAAUAAGAGAGCGAUCUAUUUCAAAGAGUUUGAUGGCAUCAAAGGCGUUUAGCCCACCGUCGUCCACUGCAAACGGUGUGCAAAAGUGGGUCACGGUUCUGAGCGGCGAACUUUCCGCCCGCUACGAGGAUUUCUGCAAUACAUACGGAGUAAAGGGACACUCAUUCAAUGUGAAGCUAGGCAACCGCGGCCUUGACCAGCCGAGCAGUGUUGCAAACAAAACCUUCCCGCUGCCGGAACUUGUGACGCCGCAAACACUCGUGUCCGCUGCAAUGCAGUGCGUCACGGCAAUUAUGGCCAAUCGACCGGGUGUAGUGGUAAAUGCGGUAAUGCUCACCAUUGGAUCAUUUAAGAAGCAGGAAAGCGACGAAAGCGGGGUCCGAAGCCAGCAAACGACCCUUAGGGAUUUUUUUAAAUUGAAGAACCCCGGGAAACGUGAGCGAAAUCAUACUGAUGAGGCCAUGGUAAUUACCCUAUCGUCCUGCCCCUCCUCCCCCGUAUCACGUGAAUCUUUGAAGAGCACCCCAGGAACAAGGGUGGUGUUUGAUGUGGAGGACGAUGGAGACGAUGAGGAGGGGGAAAGCGGAGAGAAGGAUGUACACAUCAUUGACUGA